AUGCCGGGCGAGAUUCGUGCCCUCUCUACCACCAAUGACGUGAACCGCGUCGAGGCUCCAGUGACCUGGAAGGCCUACCUCAUCUGUGCCUUUGCGUCCUUUGGCGGUAUCUUCUUCGGGUAUGACUCCGGAUACAUCAACGGUGUCAACGGCGUCAAGGAGUUCAUCCACAUCGUCCAAGGUCCCGAUGCCACGGCUCUCUCGUCCUCCCACCAGUCUCUGAUCGUCUCUAUCCUCUCCUGCGGUACCUUCUUUGGCGCUAUCAUCGCCGGUGACGUCGCCGACUUCAUUGGUCGCAAAUGGACUGUCAUCAUGGGCUGCCUCAUCUACAUUAUCGGUGUCAUUAUUCAGAUGAUCACUGGGCCCGGCCACGGUCUCGGCGUCAUCGUCGCAGGUCGUCUGAUUGCCGGUUUCGGUGUUGGCUUCGAAAGCGCUACCGUGAUCCUGUACAUGAGCGAAAUCUGCCCCCGAAAGGUUCGCGGUGCUCUCGUGGCUGGAUACCAAUUCUGCAUCACCAUCGGCCUGCUUCUCGCCUCCUGUGUCGAUUAUGCCACAGAACACCGUAGUGACACAGGCUCUUACCGUAUCCCUAUCGGUAUCCAAUUUGCCUGGGGUUUGAUUCUCGGCGGCGGUCUGAUGUUCCUCCCGGAUUCACCCCGAUACUUUGUCAAGAGAGGUCGGAUCGAGAAGGCCAUGCAGUCACUCUCCCGCCUCCGUGGUCAGCCUACCGAUUCUGAGUACAUCCAAGUCGAGAUUGCCGAGAUCAUCGCCAACGACGAGUACGAGCGUGAGAUGAUUCCAUCCACCGGCUGGUUCUCCAGCUGGCACAACUGCUUCAAGGGCGGUCUCCGCAACCAAAAGUCCAAUCUCCGCCGUACCAUUCUCGGCACCUCGUUGCAGAUGAUGCAGCAAUGGACUGGUGUCAACUUCAUCUUCUACUACUCCACGCCUUUCCUCCAAUCUACCCAUGCCAUUAGCAACACCUUCUUGAUCUCCCUGAUCUUCACGUUGGUCAACGUCUGCUCCACCCCGAUCUCUUUCUACACCGUGGAGAAAUUCGGCCGUCGGCCUCUGCUCGUCUACGGCGCCCUGGGCAUGCUCAUCUGCCAGUUCCUCGUGGGUAUCAUCGGUGUCACGGUCGGCUUUAACCACACCCACACCGACGCCAACGGCGACAGCGUUGCCAACAACAUCUCGGCCGUCAAUGCCCAGAUUGCGUUCAUUGCCAUCUUCAUCUUCUUCUUCGCCUCGACUUGGGGCCCUGGCGCCUGGAUUCUGAUCGGAGAGAUCUUCCCUCUCCCGAUCCGAUCCCGAGGUGUGGGUCUUUCGACCGCCUCUAACUGGCUCUGGAACACUAUCAUUGCCGUUAUUACCCCCUACAUGGUCAACAAGGACAAAGGAAACCUGCGAUCCUCCGUCUUCUUCAUCUGGGGUGGCUUGUGCACCUGCGCCUUCCUUUACGCGUACCUCCUCGUUCCCGAGACCAAGGGUUUGACACUGGAACAAGUUGAUAAGAUGAUGGAAGAGUCGACCCCUCGCACCUCGAGCAAGUGGAAGCCUACCAAGACUUUCGCUGAGCAGAUGGGCAACGAGGGUGGUGUCCUGAACAAGGAGAUCGUCGCGGAUGUCGAGAGGAAGGGCUCUGUCUUCUAG
This is a messenger RNA of Fonsecaea erecta, 1653 nucleotides long. RefSeq lists its product as hypothetical. Gene Ontology annotation, cellular component: membrane. Gene Ontology annotation, biological process: transmembrane transport; carbohydrate transport. Bases 1 to 1653 code for a protein of 550 amino acids. Lineage: Eukaryota; Fungi; Ascomycota; Eurotiomycetes; Chaetothyriales; Herpotrichiellaceae. Gene Ontology annotation, molecular function: carbohydrate:proton symporter activity. The transcript has 4 exons. The record is from RefSeq and is a predicted model, not a curated record.